Vicia faba (fava bean) is the source of this 561-nucleotide messenger RNA. The record is from the annotation of a GenBank genome assembly. NCBI's taxonomy places the organism in Eukaryota, Viridiplantae, Streptophyta, Magnoliopsida, Fabales, Fabaceae.
AUGAUAAUGGAAGCUACAAUGAACUUCAAUGAACAGUGUAGGAUAGGGAAAUCAGUGUACAAAGCUAUAAUAGACGGUCAUGUUUUAGCUGUGAAAAAUGUUAAGGAAGACAUCACAGUAACUGAAGAGUUGAUGAUUCUUCCAAAGGUAAAUCAUGCAAAUCUUGUAAAACUAAUUGGUGUCUCUUCAGGAUAUGUUGGAAAUCACUUUCUUGUCUAUGAAUAUGAUGAAAAUGGAUCACUUUAUAACUGGCUGUUCUCUGAAUUUUCCACUGCUUCAAGCUCAGUGGCUUCCAUCACAUGGAAUCAGAGGUUAAGCAUAUCAAUUGAUGUUGCAAUUGGUCUGCAAUACAUGCAUGAACACAUAGAACCAAGUAUAGUCCAUAGAGACAUCACAUCACAUCAAGUAACAUCCUUCUUGACUCAAACUUUAAGGCUAAGAUAUCAAGAUUUUCAGUUGCAAGGAACUACAAAGAAUCCUAUGAUAACAAAAGUAGAUGUUUUCGCUUACGGGGGUUGUUCUGUUAGAGUUAUUAACAGGAGAGAAGUUUUUGUUGUAUAG